AUGUCAACUGUAAGAUAUUUUGACGAUGUUCCCCACAUCGUCCGUUUUGGAAUGAAGACCGAAGAGGACGAAUUUUGUUGGAUAUUGUUUUACAGAAACGGAAAUGUCUACGGAACAGCCUUCUACUCGGCUUGGAGGCCUUUGCUAGCAGAGCCCAAGCCGGGUGAUUCAAUGGCGGAUUCGGUGGCGAAGAUGUUGGAUAGGCACAAUAAUCUCUGCGAUCUUAUAAUAUCCCAUUCUAUGACCACAUUGCAGAAGCUAGCCCCUGUCGGGCCACAUUGGAUCACCUUGAGAGAUUACCUGCAUACUCCGGCUUAUAGUUUAAAGCUUGUCACUGAGAUGGAGACCACUAAUGUGCAUCCGGAAGUCACAAAAGGCCCAGAAGAUGUAGCGGCAUACGAGUUCCAACCUCUCCCUUUUACAGCGUUCAUCAAUCUGCCAAAAACGAUUCCGCAAUAUCCAAGUAGCGAAUUGGUCAUACUUGACAGGGAGUUAAACUGGAGAAACCCUCCACACAAGGUCCGAACAACUGAUGGUCUCGUCUGUUACUUCAAGGCUUGCAAACGUAGCAGUACAUGGGUCGAGACUGGCGAAGUGCAAAAUGACGCUUUGGACAGCAUAGAAGCUCAUCUUUGUUUGCUCAAAUAUGGCCAAGAAAAACAUGAUACGUACGCUACUCGAAAAUCUACAGUUCUGGGUAUCGUGACAGAUACCUCUUUUGUAUCCGACGAGUCUGCUUCCGCGAUCCAAGUAGUACUUGAUCGCACCGGGCAGAAAUACAAGCAUGACGCAGAGAUGAGCCAGACUUUAGUAGCUGGAAUACUACUAUCUUCUACUACCUCCAGUCAAUCGUUGGCAAAUGUCAUUGCGCAGGCUGAAGAUACUACAUCGGACAUCUUCGCUGAACAAGUUCGAAGUUGGAAGACUCAGAUUGAGGAGGAAGUCGUACAUCUCCAUUCCGCAGGCAUUUGCUAUGGUGGGCGAGAUGAUUGGUUUAAUAUAAAUCAAUAUACAGUACUCAUUGGUGCUGAGAGCAAUGCAUCCUUGGAUCUAGAUACCGCGACCUUCGUGGAUGAUUCAAAUAUCGACGAUACAGGUAGGAAAUUCACAUCAAUGGAUAAUCUUGCAGUUGAGAGUCUAUUUGGGAAGUGGUUACAAGCAGAGUUGACGAAAAAAGGCGGAUGAAGAUAUCCAGAGAUGUCCAAGGUACCUAGGUAGCUAAUCUGUCCUAGAAGAUCAUGUAUGACGCGAGCCAGGCAGCCUGAUGACUCAAUAUUUUAUUGGUAUAUGGUACUCGUUUGCCACCUAGCAUAAAGACUUAUGUCCAAAUGACACGAUUAGUUGACAUUAUAUGUUGAGUGCUACAAAUGCUGCCUACG
Messenger RNA from Talaromyces stipitatus ATCC 10500, 1379 nucleotides. RefSeq lists its product as uncharacterized. The record is from RefSeq and is a predicted model, not a curated record. NCBI's taxonomy places the organism in Eukaryota, Fungi, Ascomycota, Eurotiomycetes, Eurotiales, Trichocomaceae. Bases 1 to 1185 code for a protein of 394 amino acids. The transcript is spliced from 2 exons.